Kwoniella shivajii is the source of this 1026-nucleotide messenger RNA. RefSeq lists its product as uncharacterized. The transcript has 11 exons. The coding region runs from base 1 to 1026 and encodes 341 amino acids. The record is from RefSeq and is a predicted model, not a curated record. Lineage: Eukaryota; Fungi; Basidiomycota; Tremellomycetes; Tremellales; Cryptococcaceae.
AUGUCCUCAUUAAACCCUCAAGCUGCUCUAGCUACUCCUGUUAAACCAGCGACUGUGAACGUUCCCACACCCACUAAACCUGUUCAAGCACCCUUAACUCUAUUAGAAAGUUUCAUGUGUGGUGGUUUGGCAGGAUGCGGAGCAGUCACUAUAUCGAAUAUACCGGAAACGAUGAAGACUAGAUUGCAACUUCAAGGAGAAUUACAAAGACAUAAUCCAGGAGCACCAAGAGUGUAUAAUAAUGUAUUUGAUGUAUUUGUCAAAACUUGGAAGAAUGAAGGUAUAAAAGGUUUACAAAGGGGUUUAGUACCUGCUUAUGGAUAUCAAAUCCUGCUAAACGGAUCAAGACUGGGAUUUUAUGAACCGUUUAGAAGAAGUUUUAAUAGAGCUAUAGGACGAAAGCCAACUGAGGGAUUAGCCUCCACAGCCAUAGCAGCUGGAGCAGCUACUGGAUGUAUUGGAGCCGCUCUUGGAUCACCGUUGUUCCUUGUUAAAGCUCGUAUACAAGCUUAUUCACCUGCUUUACCCGUCGGUGCUCAACAUUAUUAUAAAGGAACUGCGGAUGCUUUGAAAUCUAUUCUGAAAACAGAUGGUGUAUUAGGUUUAUGGAGAGGCGUGAAUACUGCUAUCUUGAGAACUGCAAUGGGGUCAUCGGUACAAUUACCGUCAUAUACUCUAGGAAAACAUUACUUGACUAAAUGGGGUAUGAAGGAUGAUUCGUUCUACACCUUUUUUACAGCAAGUUGUUUAUCGGCGAUGUGUGUGUUAGUAAUGAUGCAACCGGCUGAUACAGCAUUAACAAGAAUGUAUAAUCAAAACACAAUCAAAGAUCCUAUAACGGGUAAAGUCAGAGGAGCAUUAUAUAAUUCACCGAUAGAUUGUCUGUGGAAAACGUUCAAAGCUGAAGGUAUAGCAGGAUGGUAUAAAGGUACAACAGCUCACUUCUUGAGAAUCACACCUCAUACUAUAUGUACUCUAGUGUUCAAUGAAUUGAUCAUGGCUGAAUAUAAGAAAUACAGGGGUUGA